Trachemys scripta elegans is the source of this 1205-nucleotide messenger RNA. It is a transcript of the gene THUMPD1, whose product is annotated as THUMP domain containing 1. The record is from RefSeq and is a predicted model, not a curated record. Lineage: Eukaryota; Metazoa; Chordata; Testudines; Emydidae. The transcript is spliced from 4 exons. Gene Ontology annotation, molecular function: RNA binding. Bases 15 to 1073 code for a protein of 352 amino acids. Gene Ontology annotation, biological process: tRNA modification.
UCCGUCGCGCUGCUAUGGCGUCAUCGCCUCGCGCUGCACGUCGGCGAGGUAACGCGUGGUUUUGGCGCCCGCGUGGAGUCCGGACUCGUGGCUCAGCUGUCUCCAUGGCCGCCUCGGAGCAGCCGACUGCGGCGAUGAAGCGGCGGCACAAGGCGCAGUACGUGCCGGGGCAGCAGGCCAAGCGGCCCCGGGGCGGCGGCGGGCCGCGGCAGCUGGAGCUCGGCAUGCAGGGCAUCCUCAUCACCUGCAACAUGAACGAGCGCAAGUGCGUGGGGGAGGCCUACAGCCUGCUCAACGAGUACGGGGACCUGCUCUACGGGCCCGAGAAGUUUACAGAUCAAGAUGGCAGGUUGUCAGGAAGUGAAGAGGAGGAAGAUGAUGUUGAAGCUGCCUUAAAGAAAGAAGUUGAUCAGAUUCGCACUUCGACUGAACAGAAGCUGAGAAGAUUCCAGUCAGUGGAGAGUGGAGCUAACAAUGUGGUCUUUAUUAGAACGCUGGGUGUAGAACCCGAGAAGCUCGUGCAUCAUAUAUUAAAGGACUUGCACACUACUAAAAAGAAGAAAACAAGAGUUAUUCUGCGCAUGUUGCCCAUUUCUGGAACCUGCAAGGCUUUUGUGGAAGAUAUGAAAAAGUAUUCAGAGACCUUCUUUGAGCCAUGGUUUAAAGCCCCUAAUAAGGGUACUUUUCAGAUUGUUUACAAAGCUCGUAAUAACAGUCACAUGAGUAGAGAAGAAGUAAUCAAAGAAUUGGCAGGAAUAGUGGGCAGCCUAAAUCCAGAAAACAAAGUGGAUCUUAAUAACCCCCAGUAUACCAUUGUGGUAGAAAUAAUAAAAAACGUCUGUUGCUUGAGCGUGGUGAAAGACUAUGUUUUGUUCAGAAAAUAUAAUCUACAAGAGGUGGUGAAGAGCAACAAGGAGGAACCAGUGCAGCAAAACCUGUUGAGUGCUUCACAAGAGGAGACGUUGAAAGAAAUAAAACUGGCAGAAGAGGACUCUAAAGAAGUGAAACCAGAAGACAAAGAUCAGAGUGAAGAGGAAUCUAAGCCCAAUGAGAGCGACAGUCAGCAGGCAUAGAGAAUGUGCUGGAAGGGGAAGACCAACACUAAAGAUCACUGUAAAAUAGACUGGCUUAGAGUUUUGAAAUGGACAUUUAAAGGGGAGCUUAAUUUUUUAUUUUAAAUUUGCCUUUUAAAAUAACCAAGUAUU